UCCGAGUCUAUACGAUCUUUCCGAAGAGACUUCCGCUGUAGAUGCAUGGUCUUCAGUUUUAUACCUUCCCUGUUAGGACCUUGAACAUGCAGUCUACGCAAGGGAUCGGCAGUGCCCGAACGUGCUCUCAAGCGGUCCUAUGGGAGAGCACCCCCGCGAGGCGGAAUACGACGUUGCGGACGGCAGAUGCUCGUCGAUCCGGGGCAGGACCUUAUUCUUACUUAGGUCUCUUACGCGUGCCUAUAGUCAUUGCAGGUUGUUACGCUAGGCCAUUGAUAUGUGCUUGCCAAGUGCAAUCUGGACGUCAAUGUUCAGGCGGGUUGCCAACGUAUAAAGAAGUUCAAUCUCUCCUCGUCUACCCGCAAGCCUCCAGCUUCACUUCCCUAAAUCACCCCCAACCCCUCCUCACCUCGGCACCAUGUUCAUCACCUCAAGAAUAACUGUGCUCGCCGCUGCCUUACCGGCCGUCUACGGCACAACGGUCAAGUCCCCCACACCCCCCAUGGGAUGGAACAGCUACAACCACUACAAUUGCCAACCCAACGAGACCAUCAUCAAGCAGAACGCCCAGGGUCUCGUCGACCUGGGCUUCCGCGACCUCGGCUACAACAUCGUCACAGUGGACUGCGGCUGGGCAGCCACCACGCGCGACGAACAGGACAGGCUGCAGUGGGACAAGGAGACGUUCCCCUCGGGCCCCGAGGCACUGGGCGACUUUAUUCACAAUCUGGACCUCAAGUUCGGCCUGUACUCUGGCGCUGGGUACCGGAUGUGUGGGCUUCCCGACACUCCUGCGUCUCUUGGAUAUGAAGAAAUUGAUGCCCAGGCAUUCGCAGACUGGGGAGGCGACACACUCAAAUAUGACAACUGCUACUCCACCUCGCCAACAGAGAUGGUCGACGUCACGUCCCCCGAGUCCCAGAGCCCGGACCGCUUCAUCACCAUGGAAAAAGCCCUCAACCAGACCGACCGCGACAUGCAGUACUUCCUCUGCCAGUGGGGCAUCGGCCAGAACGUCCCGGACUGGACCGCGCCCCUCGGCAACAGCUGGCGGAUGAGCAACGACAUCUUCAACGCCUGGCGCGCCCUCUGGCGCAUCGUCAACCAGGCCGUCCCCCACGUCCAGCACACGGGGCCCGGCGCCUUUGCCGACCUCGACAUGCUCAUCAUCGGUCUGAACGCACUGUCCGUCGAAGAGGAACACUUCCACUUUGGCUUCUGGUCCAUGCUCAAGUCCCCCCUCAUCAUCGGCGGCGUCCUGGUCGAGGCGGAGAUCCCCGCGUCCUCCCUCGAGGUCAUGCGGAACGAGGAGGUUAUCGCCAUCAACCAGGAUCCCCUCGCCAAAGCCGCCGCGCUCGUCAUCCGCUACACCGAGGAGGAGUGGGACGUCUGGGCCGGUCCCCUCUCCGACGACCGCAUGGUGCUCGGCAUCGCCAACUGGAAGAACGAGACGCAAACCGUCGAGGUGGACCUGAGCCUCGUCGGCGUGAGCUCGGCUGCCUCGCGCGACGUCUGGGCUCAUGAGGAUGGCUCCAUCUCAGGCGUGCAGACCUUUGAGCUCAAGCCGCACGAGUUGCGUCUCCUGGUGCUGAGUGACAUCGAGACCACCGAGAAGCCCUCGUCGAUAGCCUACUACUCGGUACAGGACGCGACUGUUGGCGGCCAGGCGGCGCUCGUCGAUUGCGGCGCUGAUGAUUGUCUUCCCAACCAUUUGAAGGUCGGCUCCAUCAACGCCGACGCCAGCGUCACUUUUGAGGGCGUUUCUUCUGCGCACAGCGGUGAGAUCUUUGUUGGCAUUGACUUUAUCAACUACGAGUACACACAUACCAUUGGUGACUGGGCCACCAACACGCGCAACAUGACUUUCGCCGUCAACGACAACGAGGCCAAGCGCUGGGCGUUCCCUCUCGCGGGGGGCGACUGGUACGAGACGGGCCGCUUGAUGGUUGCCCUGGACGGCUUUGUUGCUGGGGACGAGAACACUGUUGUCUUCAGCGGCUUUGACGACGGUCACUGGGCCCCGGACCUGGUAGGCCUAGAGAUUUUUGAGUAG
Emericellopsis atlantica is the source of this 2053-nucleotide messenger RNA. RefSeq names its product glycoside hydrolase superfamily. The coding region runs from base 419 to 2053 and encodes 544 amino acids. The record is from RefSeq and is a predicted model, not a curated record. The transcript is spliced from 4 exons. NCBI's taxonomy places the organism in Eukaryota, Fungi, Ascomycota, Sordariomycetes, Hypocreales, Bionectriaceae. Gene Ontology annotation, biological process: carbohydrate metabolic process. Gene Ontology annotation, molecular function: hydrolase activity, hydrolyzing O-glycosyl compounds.